AUGAGAUUCGCUACCACCGCUUUUGGUCUUAUCACGACUUUAGCGACUUUGGUUUCCGCCGAUAACGAUGCUCUGCAGAAAUACUCCAUUUACGCUUACGGUAUAAAUGCUACAUUCAUACCAUACGGUGCAAGAUUGACAAAUCUCUACGUACAUGACAAAAACAACUCACCCAGAGAUGUCGUACUGGGUUACAAUGACCCAGCACAAUAUGUCAAGGAUACAGCUACCAAUCACACAUACUUUGGACCCAUCGUAGGACGCUACGCCAACCGAAUCAGAAACGGAACGUUCACUAUCGGUGAUACUGAGUAUCAUGUGCCGACCAACGAGCAUGAUGGACAGAACACUCUCCACGGCGGUACUGUGGGAUAUGACGCACGUAACUGGACUACUACUCAACAUAACACAUCGAGUGUCACAUUCACUCUUUUGGAUCCAAGCGGAAACCAGGGGUUCCCAGGUGCAGUGCUCACUCACGUCACUUACACUGUGUCUUCACCCCCCCGGCUCACCACGCGAAUCGUGUCUGUAUCUUUGGACUCGUACACUCCAAUCAUGCUAUCAACGCAUAUUUACUGGAAUCUUGGCGCUUUCCAAUCUGCGACCAUACUCAAUGAUACGCUGCACCUCCCAUACGCGGAUCGUAUCAUAGACAUUGAUUCAAUCCUGGACGUGACUGGAGGGUUGUCAUCGGUCAAGCUCCCCUGGCAGUCUCCGUCUCUACCGCUCAACUUUACUUCACCAAAACAGAUCUACGAAGCAGUCCUCUACUCUCAGCAAUGUGGCGCAGGAUGCACAGGCAUCGAUAACGCAUUCAUCCUCGAUCGCCCACCGUACUCGUCCGCAGAGGAUGCGUCCGCGCCAGUGCUAGAGUGGACUUCCGCCGAUACUGGUAUAACCAUGAAAUUGAGAACCAAUCAACAGAGCUUACAGCUUUACAGCUGCGGAGGCCAGAAUGGUACCAUACCCGUCAAAGCUAGCCAAGGAGGCGGAUAUGUGGAGAAGUAUGGGUGUCUAGUUAUUGAGCCUCAGCAGUGGAUUGAUGGGAUCAACCAUCCUGAAUGGGGUCAAACGGACAGACAAAUCUUCGGCCCAGACUCGCCUCCUCAAGUUCUAUGGGCUUCGUAUGAUUUCUCAGCCCAAUGA
Messenger RNA from Kwoniella shivajii, 1149 nucleotides. RefSeq lists its product as uncharacterized. Gene Ontology annotation, biological process: beta-D-galactose catabolic process via UDP-galactose, Leloir pathway; glucose metabolic process. The record is from RefSeq and is a predicted model, not a curated record. NCBI's taxonomy places the organism in Eukaryota, Fungi, Basidiomycota, Tremellomycetes, Tremellales, Cryptococcaceae. Bases 1 to 1149 code for a protein of 382 amino acids. The transcript has 4 exons. Gene Ontology annotation, molecular function: aldose 1-epimerase activity; carbohydrate binding.